Molecule: messenger RNA, 8766 nt
Organism: Cherax quadricarinatus
Lineage: Eukaryota; Metazoa; Arthropoda; Malacostraca; Decapoda; Parastacidae
Product: small subunit processome component 20 homolog
Cellular component (GO): nucleolus; 90S preribosome; small-subunit processome
Source: RefSeq, a predicted model, not a curated record
ACGUAAGUUUUCGUGUCCCGUAACACCUCCAACAACAACAUGACGGUCAACACGUGUUCAUGGCUGAUAUAAGUUAAUAUUCCGAGGUUUGCUCUGCAUUAUAUGAACACUGGAAUAUGAAAUGUAUCGGAUGACUUGGUUGUAUCCACAUAAACUAAAAUGAAGGAGACGUCACAGCGUCAGGCCCACAAAGCCACCAAUACUUUCAAGUUUCAAGGGUUUGGGGAAAAAGUGAAAGCUCUUCGAGUUAGUGCCAGAAAAUUCCUUCUCCGGCGUCCUCAAAGUGAAGAUGGAGAGAAUAUCACCAUCUUUUUCCAGACUCUCAUUAAGUGUAGAGAACUGAAUAUCACUGAAGCUUUCCAGGCUUUUCAGACUGACCUGGGUGGUGACGUCCAGACAACGGUUCAACUGGUUCAUCAAGAAAAGCAUAUAGCUAAGUGUCUGGCUGAUCACUUGGCAAUACCAAACUCUCUGGCAUUGCAUCCACUUCUAGACCUCUUGGUAGCCUUUGCAAAUGACAUCCCUCAGGAGUUCUACCAACAACAUUUUUACCAAUUUUUGCCACUAUUGGUUUCACAACUUUCAACUAAAGAUCCUGAUCAGAUAGAGUCUGUGUUUCUUUGUAUUGUAUCAUUAUUUGUAGUCUUACAGAAAUAUGUCUGCGAUGACCUGUAUGAACUGUAUCAUGUUCAUCAGUAUGCAGCUUUAUUUUCAGAGGCAUACCCAUGGUACAUUAAUGAACUCGCUGCCCAAAGUCUUGCUUUUCUGAUACGGAAGCUUCCUAAUCGGAACACGUUUUUGGGUAUAGCUUUUAGAAAAUUAAAAAAAGAUGAGAGUCAGGUGCAAGGUCUGGGAAGACUCAUUGCAGCAUUAAUGAAGUCGGAUGUAGCUCAGCGUUUACAGAGUAUAACUUCUCAGAUAUUAUCUUCGUUAUUGGAUCUCUUGGGAGAGGAAGAUAUACCAUCUAGUCAAGCCUUGGAAGCUGUCUCUUAUGGCCUUAAAAAUGUUGCUAGUUACAUCACAGCCCAGCACCCAAACAAGAAUACCAAGUGGCAGACAUUAUGGGAGGAAGAUUCUACCCUGGUAUGGCCUACUUUAUGGAGUAGCAUUAAAUCAUUGCUUCCCAGUGCUUGCAUGCCUGGUGCCUCCUGUCAUCAUCUUCAUGCUGUUUUACAAGUGACACAGGUUUUAGUGAGUUAUAAACAAUGUGCACUUCUCAUAGAUUUAUCUGAUGCUUUACAUCAGUGUAAAGCUGUAAUUAAGGCUCCUCUACCAGACAGUAUUGGUAAUACUGUCUUCAAUAUUGUUAGCAUCCUUCUGACCUCGCCUCAUCAUCAAGUUCUUGGUGUGACUCUUAAUGAAACUGUAUUAGAGCUCCUUGAUUCUCAUUACUCUUACAUAAUUAAAUUCAGUGUUAUAAAGCAGUUUGUUGAUCAUAAAAGAUUUGACACAGAGAUCUUACCACUAAUAUUACAUUACAUGAACAGUUUAGUAAGGACUAGUCAAGGGGAAGAUGUUGAUAGAGAAGUGCUAUCCAUGAUUGCCUUCCUUGUUCAGUGUAAACAACCACCAUGUAGCACUGGAAUGGACCUAAGCUCAUGGAGAAAAUACCCACUGGAUUUCACACGCACAAUUUUGGCCAUUGGAAGUGUUUGUGAAAAGAGUGUUCCAUCAUUAAUUGAAACCAAAUUAAGUGGAGGACUGAAAGAAGAUCUAUCUAAUUUAGAGGAAUUGCUCCUGUGCUUGUUGUGUUUACCUCAUGUGAUACCCCUGGAUUAUCAAGAUUUGACUCCAUACCUUACCUGGAUUCUCAGUGAUGCAAUUGAAAUAUUAAGUGACAAGACAGAGAAAGUUAUUGAUGAUGAUAAAACUGCAGCCACAAAAAAGAAAGGAAAAUCAAGAAUUGAGGUCCCAGAUCUCAUUAUUGACUUAAAUGUUAAGCAUAAUAUUUCUUUGAAUGGAAGAAAAAUUUUGUUUUUAUUGGGAGUUUUGAUUGAGGUUAUGGCACAUACAUUAACUGCUGAUGAUUUUCUUGCCAGCCUAAGCCACCAACAAAUAUUAGAAGUUUUAAAGCAGAAAAAGCAUUAUAGAGAAAAUGUUCAUAUCCUGAAGGCAAUGGAUUUGCAUUUAACUAUUGCAUUCACAGAGGAAAAUUCUGACAUAAUAAAUGAAAUUUUUUUGAAAGAUAUUUAUUGUAUACUUGCACCAUCUUUGACCUCUUCAAACCCUCAAGCUCGUUUGUUGGUGAUUCAUAUAUUCUCUCUGUUCCCAGUAACCUUACUGCCACCACCAGAAAAUAUGGGUAAUGUUGAAAAUAUGUUUCAGAUUAUGUUGAAGGCAGAAUGUGUGGCAGUAACACCUUGGGAAUAUAAGGAUCGCUUACGAUAUUUAUCUAUGUUGGAUGCAGAACAUGUGCUGUAUCAUCGUCCAGUGUGUGGAACGUAUGAUCUGGCUCCACUUUUGCUAUUUCUUGGACAGUUGUAUGUAAAUUAUAAAGAUGUUUGGCCCUCAGUUUUACAAGGAAUAUCUAGUUAUGCCCACUCAUUAAGAAUGGAAAUCUUUUGGCCUCUCUGGUUUGCUAGGCUAAAGAUAGCCUCUCACAUUACCAGCCAGGUAUUACAAGGGUAUUCAGUAGACCCUAAGGAAGCUCUCUUCUUUGAAAAUGAAGUUCUUCUUGAUGUUGUCAGUCACAUAGCAAAUCACAGUGGCUUCAAAAGUGUACCACUGAAACCAGAUCAUCUUAAUUUCAGAGACUUACUCUGGAGAGCAAUGAGGAAAUUCCCUGAUAUCUGUGAAGCUAAAAGUAGAGAUCUGGUACCAUUGUUUCUGAAUUUUCUUGAAAAUGAGAUUUUCCCUGCUGACUUUACUAUAGCUCCAACUCAAGAUCUCACUGUCAGAGGGAUUUCCAAUAAUGCAGUUUCCACUGAAGACCUCAGUGAUUCAAUAUUAAAAGAUGAAAGCUUUCACUUGACUUUAGAAAAUGAGUACAAAGGAGAUAAAAUCAAUCAUUCACUUCCUAAAAGGGCACCUAUUAAGUCGUUGUGUGAACAGCUAACUGUUUUUUCACAGUUUCAUAACCCACGAAUGCUGUUUCAGACAAAUAAGUUGGAACAAAUCUACAAAGAAUUUUUAAGCCAUUCAUCUCCUACUCUUCAGAAAUUAGCCCUUGAUUGUAUAAUGACAUAUAAUUACCCUUAUCUCAUACCUUAUAAAGAAAGCUUAUACAAGAUUUUAGAUGAUAAAUCAUUCAAAAAUGCACUAACCCUCUUCAGCAUUGAUGGAUCAGAGCAGUGUGUGCAGGACACCCACCGCAGUGACUUUAUGCCAUUCCUUAUGAGAAUUCUCUAUGGUAAAAUGCAUUUCAAAACAGGCUCCAAUACUUCUGGUAAGGCUAAAAUUUCAGUGCGAAAGUCUGUUGUACUUAGAUUUUUAGCAGGUGCCAGAGAAUCUGAAAUAAAUUCCUUCCUUGAACUGUCUUUUGAUGUUCUAAUGAGUCACCUGAAUGGCACUGCUUUGGAUGUAGUGAAUCAAAGCUCUCAAAAUCUUGACAUAAAAAAAGUUGUACCUCUCAACAGACUACAAGGGGCACUCACCACACUUGAAAAUAUAAUAGAAAAGAUUGGAAACUUAUUAAGAGACAAGAUUCCCUUCUUACUUAAGAUAAUACUUUAUAUAGUAAACCUGGUGUCAUUACUGUUGGAACAACGUACAGAAAUUAAUGAACGAAAUAUUUCUUUUCUGAAAUACCUACGACAACAGGCACAAAAGAGACUCUUGGCAUUUUUCCAACAGUUUGAAGAGUACUGCUGGUCAUCAGAAGAAAUUGAAGCAGUCUUCCAGGCAGUUGUUUGGCCAAACUUAAAACGUCUUCCAGAUGAAGGAAUCGCCACCCCAACACCUUUAUUAUGUCUCUUUCAGUGCUGGGCUGAAAAUCCAAGAUUUUUUCCUUUACUUGGUAAAUGUCAUGAGAAGGACUCUUCACUAACUCCACUGACAAGUAUUGUGAAGUUGCUAAACCAUGAAAAAUGUAGUAACUCUGUAACUGCAAUUAUUUUAAAUAUUGUGGAAAAAUUACUUACACUGGAAGAUUACAGUGCUGUGGAUAGAGAAGGGGAGAAGACUGCAGAGCCACUGAACUUAAGUUCUCACAUUGUAAGCAUUGGGAAACUAGAUUCUCGUGAUGGGGAAUGUAAAAAAAAUUAUGGCUCAGCACUGCUUGUACCUCACUUAGAUGGUCUUUUGCAAAACAUGAAGGUCAUGAUAUCAAAGUUGGGUAAAGGUCAGAGUGUAACCCAUCGUGACCUUACUAUUCUUACUAAAUUGACAGAAUGGGUCACAAAUAAGGAUAUUAGUGAUGACCUGUUAAGCCUUAUUAUUCCACUUAUUGUCAAGAAACACAUCAAAAAGGAAGAAAAGAUAUCUCAGUUACUUGCAACCUGCUCUUAUCUUUUGCCUGUUAUAGACAAUUCAGUUCAAUAUUUACGGCCAUUCAUUACUCAGUUUGGUUGCCUGGAGAGCCGUGAUGCACGAAAUGCACUCUGUCAAGCUGUUACAGCAAUAGCCGUAGUUAAUCCACAUUAUAAAGUUCUUGCAGAUACAGCAGCAAGUUUGAACUCGUGGAACCCAAGGAUGGUUGAAGAAAUUGAUUUUGAACGACGGCUAAGUAGAUACCAGCAGUUGACUGAAUAUUGUAAAACUCAGCAGUGUCUUGAUAAAAUUGAUGUAGACUUUUGUCAACUUCUUUUAUACAACAAUAUGUUUGUAAUAUGUCAUGUUGAGGAUUCAUCCUUAAGAGAUUUGUCAAGUUUGUGCCUAACUCAGAUGAUCGACAUGCUCACUCGGCUGCAGUCAAAUUACCCUUCUGAGUUCAAACAGCUUGUGGUUGAUAAAUUCCUUCCACUGAUUAAACGUGGUCUUCAAAGUGAAAAGGAAGUUGUGAGGACUGAAAUUAUACUUGUUCUUCGCAAAGUAGUUCACAAAUGCCAUACAUAUGUAGACAGAUUAAAAGAUCUUUAUAAAUUAGCAGAUGAGACAGAUGAAGAGUCAGAUUUCUUUAGUAAUAUGGGACAUAUUCAAAGACAUAGACGAGCUAGAGCUCUGGGAAAGCUAGCUGAUAAGUUGAAGAGUGGUGACUUAUCUUUGGCAAGUGAAACCAUCAUAGAUUAUCUGAUGCCAAUGGUAACAGUGUAUCUUUUCAAGGAUAUGUAUGUUAAAGAGGAUUAUUUGAUGUACAGUUCAGUAAAGUGUAUUGGGGCAUUUGCUAAAUUCCUACCUUGGCAUUCUUACUUGAAAAUGUUACAAAGCUACCUGAACAUGUUGCUUAAAGAAGACAUAAAGCAUCUCAAACUUGGGGUGAGAGUUUUAGAUGCUGUAAUUGAUGGCUUUCAUGAGGAUGUCGAAGAAUUUGCUAUUCCGACAACAGUAAAACCACUUGCAGAAGAUUCCGAACUUCAAAAUGUGCAGAAAAAUGAACAACUUACUUCUAAAGCAGGAGAACGUAUUGAAAAUGAUGAAGAGAAUUAUGAUCACUCAGUAGCAAGCUAUGAGAAAUCUUUAAGUAAACCACAGAAAGUAUAUCGCACAUUGGUCAAUAACCUCAUUCCACAAAUACAGAAGACUUUAGCUGCCAGAACCAGAGCUGAAACAGAACACAAACUUAACAGAAGUAAGUAUCCUGAGGAUGAAGAUGUCAAACGCAUUCCUCUUGCAUUUGCACUAAUUAAGCUUCUGAAAAAACUCCCCAGAAAUGUACUUAAUGCUAAUGUUAAUAAUGUGCUUAUGAAAAUGAUUACCUUUUUAAAAUCCAGAGCAGAAAGUAUUCGUGAAGAAUCUCGCAGUAUGCUUGUAAAAAUUAUGCUUGAACUAGGAGGGAAAUAUUUGCCUUGGUUAGUGAAUGAUUUACAAAGUAUCCUAACCAGUGGUUAUCAAGCACAUGUGUUAGUUUACACUUUGCAUUCUGUUUUAACUCAGUUACGCCCUGUUUUGACUGCAAAUGAUGUUGAUGCAUGCAUGUCACAAAUGGUCAACAUUUGUAAAAAAGAUAUUCUUGGUUUUCAAGCUGAGGAGAAACAUGUGGCUCAGAUAACUAGUAAGGUAAAGGAAGCCCGACAUGAUAAAGGCUAUAAUAUACUGUGCUUUACUGCUGAAUUCAUAUCAGCAGAGAGUCUUAAAGAUAUUAUUUUGCCAUUAAAGGAUGUGCUAGCCGAUACACAAGAUAAGAAAGUAGUAAAUAAAAUGGCUAGAUGUUUAGUUGAGAUUGCCAAUGGACUGGAGAAGAAUCAGGGUAUAUCUGUAACUCAUAAAUCUCUAUUCAUUUAUGGAAUUUUAAAUGAAAAAUUAACUGAAAUAACAUCUGACAAGAGUACAGAGAAAUUAACUAAAAAAAAAGAUAUUCAAAGACCAGAUUCAUUAUUAAUUCAACCAGAGCCAAAGAGAGCAAGGCUGAACCCCAAAACUUCACUGAGGGCAACUGCUCAUGUACUAAUUGAAUUUGCAUUGCAUCUUCUAGGUAAUUUAAUGAAAAAAGAAAAAUUGUUGCCAAAAGAGUCAGAGCAUCAGAAAUUGCUAGAUCCAUAUAUUUCAGUGCUGGCCCGCUGCAUAAAUUCUGAAUAUCCUGAGGUAAGCUUACAAGCUCUGAAAUGUGUUACCUGGUUAAUUAAAUUUCCUCUCCCAUCCCUUCAGAAUCAGUUGAAAAACAUAUGUGGUCAGAUGUUUAUAAUAUUAAACAAAUUUUCCUCCCCAGAGCUUGCCAGGGGAAAAAUAUAUGAUCUUGUUCAGUUUUCUUUUAAGACAUUAGCCUUAAUUCUUAAAAAAGUGGAAUUUUACAUGAUGAGUGAAGAGGAGGUUCGUGUGUUGUUACACUAUGUUGAAGGAAAUCUUGAGGACCGUAAUCAACAACAGACAGCUUUUGUUGUUCUUCAAGCAAUCGUUUCAAGAAAGAUAGAUGCUCCUGAAUUGCAUACAUUGAUGAGGCGUGUUCAAGAAAUGAGCAUUACAUGCAAUCGGCGAUACGCACUCAAUCAAGCACGUGUCACUUACUAUGCAUACCUUCUCACAUAUCCCAUGAAGCCCAAACGUGUUGAAGCCAACAUACUAUAUUUCCUUGGAAAUGUAUCAUAUACACAUGAGGAGGGACGGUUAUCUGCCACAACUAUGAUUAAUGCUAUUAUAGCCAAUUUCCCUAUUAAGCUAUUUAACAAAGCACUGGAAACAAACCUGUGGUUCAAAUUGUCUGAACAAAUAUUGAAAGAUGAGUCAAAAGAAAAUCUCUUACUCUUGCAUAAAGCACUGAAGACACUUUUUCAGAGAUCCAGUAGAAAAGAAUUAUUGAUAGAAUUGUGUAUGAAGCUUUUGCAGGUGGAUGAUGAAAAUGUUACUUCAGAUUUAGUAGGUAUACAGCUGGCUUGUAAAGCCUUGAAUGCCUUUCUUGAUGUGCCUUUUAAACUUCUUCCAAAUAGUCUUUUGUCAAGUGUCACUUCUCAAAUAAUCACACUUAUUAAUCCAUCAAGGUACAGUGCUCAGCUUAAUACGAAUAACCAACAGGAUGAAUGUGAUGGGACAGACAUGGAUGCUCAUCUUCGACAAAUUGAUACUACUCUUUGUGCACUUCUUGAAGUGCUGACCAAACUGGUGAAUGCCUUCCAAAGUCAUCCAGAAUGGAAUACAUAUGUUAAAGAAAGUAUGUGGGAUUUUGUACAAGCUCAUUUGCGCUACCCUCAUAUACAGGUGAGGUUAAGUGCUGCUGGCUUGGUAGGUCAUGUGUUAGCUGCACAUCCUAUAGAGGAUAAGACAUCACCCUCACUUGUUUCUUCAACUGACCAAGCACGUUCCCUUGUAUUAGACCUUUGUGGGCUUUUGCAAACACAAACUUCAACUGGCAUUCCUGUUGUGACUCAACUAUCACUUACAGUUGUGAGGAACCUCAUAUAUAUAAUUCGUCAUUCUUGCAAAGUGUCACUAAUCCACAAACUACCUAAAAUAGAUGAUAACAGCGAUGCUGAGAGUCAAAAUAUCAAAACUGGAAACUCUUCUGGAGAAGAAGCCAUUGUACCUAGUGCAGUGUGGGUCAUUCGCCGUGUAGGCGAUAUGGCUUAUGAAGAACUCCAGAAAAGUGGGAAGGAUUAUACUGUAGUGCGAGAAGCAUUAUUAAACCUCAUGGCUGGUCUGGUUGUUGCAAUUGGAGACCAAGUAAAAUCAACGACUCUUCUCACUUACAUGGUGAAGCAUCUUGCUCGUGAAUUGUCUGAUGAACAUAUUCCUACAUCCCUUGUUAAACAAACCCAUGAGGUAGCAGCGCUUGUGAAGGAAUGUGUUGGUCUGGAAACUUACACUCGCCACCUUACUUCAGCACAGGUUGUACUUUCCAAGAAACGAUGGGAGAGACGUGCACAUGACCACCAACAGCGGGCCAUUAAUCCUCAUCUUGCAGUGAAAAAGAAGAGAAAGAAGCAGGAAUCAUUGAAAGAAUCUAAAAAGCGAAGAAUUGCUGAUAGGAAGGGAAAAGUUAAGAUAAAAAAGAAACAUUAAGAGACCAUGUAAUCAUCAUGGAGUAAUUUAACUUUUAUUAUGACAGUAAAGCUAUCAUUAUCUUUGUCUAAAUCUGUUGGUAGUAGUUUUGCUUUCAUACAUUUUAGUGUUUGAAGCUAUGCAGAUGUUACUAUAAUGUCAUUUUUGUAUGACUGCACAGUGCUCUACCAAGAAUUUUUUUAAAAAUAGAUUUGUGACUUAAAAAACAAUAAAAAAUAAUAUAUAAUAUUCCUCUGUUAA